UUCUCAUAUUACACUUGAACUUACUAUUUCUCUUCACAUCUGAUUUCUACCACCGAAGGAGAUACAACAAUGACUAUCAAUGAAAGUGAUAAGCUUGGUGGUCACAAUGGUUUCCAUGGCGCCGCCUUCGCCCGGCCCGAUGGGGGCUUUCCUUCUCGCCCAGGGAAUGCAGCCAACGAAUGGUCGGAGAAAGAACCAUUAACGCUGCAUGAAGAGCAACGCCAGCUCAAACACUGGACGGACCAAUUGCUUCUGAGUCGUCCUGCGAAAUUCAUUUGCGACAUGCCACGCCCUGAGACUUUGUCUGGCCAUGUUGAUCAAGAAACCCUGCGGAUCGAAGGCUCAUUGUAUAACAAAAUGCAACAAUACUGCGAGUCCCACCAAGUUUCUCCUUUAACAGUACUGCUGGCGGCUUUUAGGGCUGCUCACUAUCGCUUGACGGGGAUGGAAGACGCUACAAUUGGCGUUCCCAAGGAGGGUCAUCGAACUGAGGACUCGAGAAAUGUGGCAGAUGUUCUCCACAAGUUUCAAUGUUUUCGUCUCAUCAUUGAUGAUGAAACAUUUCAGGAUCUGGUAGAUCAAAUUGGAACAACGGCGGCUAAUAUGAGAGCCAAUCGAGAUGUCUCUAUUGAGAAGGUUGCCGCCCGCUUAGAUGAAGAAAGAGAUUUUCGCCGUCAGCCACUUCUACAGGUCGCCUUUUCAUUCUAUACUCAGGAUGCUCCGCCACCGAAAACUUCUAUGAGUUGUGAUACGGACCUUAGCUUCCAAAUAUUUGAUAGCCAUAACAGCCUAGAAUGUUAUGCUGUAUUUUCUGCGGAUCUCUAUGAAAAGGGGACAGUGAACAACAUUCUUUCUAUCUUCCAGAAGACACUUGAGGGUUGCCUGUAUGCGCCAACAACACCUAUCAAAGAAAUAACUCUACUGGGGACUAAGGACUUUGAAACACUCGACCAAAUGGGUUUCCUUCGAGCCGAGAGAACUGAUUACCCCCGCGAACUUAGCGUGGUAGAUGUCUUCCGGCAGCAGGUCUCGGGUAACCCUACUGGAGUGGCGAUUAGAGAUCGCUCUGGCUCAGUCACAUAUUUUGAGUUGGAUGAAAGGUCAAACAAAAUUGCCUCUUGGCUUUUGAAACAAUGCUUAGCUCCGGAAACCCUCAUUGGUGUUCUGUCAUCAAGAUGCUCUGAGACUAUUAUCGCUUUUAUGGGAAUCUUAAAGGCAAACCUGGCAUAUUUACCGCUGGAUACGAAGACUCCAGAUUAUCGCAUGAAAUCCAUUAUUUCUUGUAUGACAGGAAGAAAAAUAAUCUUCUUGGGCCCUGAAACGGAAGCUGCCAAUGACCUGGGUGAGAACGAAUAUGUACGCAUAUCCCAAGUUCUUCAUGAUACCGAUGAGAACAAAGACAUCUCAUGCGAACCAACUGGUUAUAUUUCACCCUCUGCUACAAGCCUUGCCCAUGUCUUGUUUACUUCUGGCUCGACCGGCCAGCCAAAAGGCGUCAUGAUCAAUCACCGCGGCAUUGUACGGCUUGCCAAAAGUAACAUCAUGACGCACGUUCCAUCGCACAGCAUUACAGCACAUAUAUCGAAUGUAGCUUUUGAUGCUGCUACUUGGGAGAUUUAUAGUGCCAUUCUAAAUGGUGGUACACUGGUCUGCAUUGACGAAACGACAGUACUGGACUAUGCUUCCAUGAGUGAGACAUGUCUUCGUGAGAAUAUUCAAACUGCUCUAUUUACAACGGCACUUUUCAAGACGUACGCUCAAAAUGCCCCGGAAGUCGUGACCCGUCUCAGCGUGGUUUUUAUUGGUGGCGAACGGCUUGAUACCAACGACCUUCCCACAGCAUUGAAAGCAAUGCCCGGAAAGAUUGUAAAUUUGUAUGGACCAACGGAAAACACAACGGUCAGUACAAUGUACUGCUUGCAGGAAACGAAACAUUGCAGUAACGGUGUGCCUAUCGGACGUGCAAUCAGCAACUCUGGUGCAGUUGUCAUGGAUUCGAAGCAGUGUCCAGUUCCCUUGGGCGUCAUAGGCGAGUUAGUCGUAUUUGGCGAUGGUCUUGCCAGAGGAUAUCUUGACCCUAAAUUAGACGAUGGACACUUUAUGCAGAUUCGAAUUGGCAACGAGUCGGUCCGAGGCUAUCGAACAGGCGACCAUGUUCGCCAGCGUUUAGAUGGGCAACUGGAAUUCUUAGGGCGUAUAGAUGGACAAGUCAAGAUCAGAGGGCAGCGUGUUGAGCUCAGGGAAGUCGAAUGCGCCUUACGAGGCCACAAGCUCGUCCAUGACGCGGUUGCUGUUCUUCUUCAUGGCGCUACGAAUGGGGACUCAGAUAAUGCUCACAUUGCCGGAUUUGUCACGAUUGGCGCAGACCUUGAAGAUGAAGCUCAGGAUGGUGAUGAACACCAGCUUGUUUCCACGUGGAAAGACCGAUACGAUGGCGACUCGUAUACAGGAUUCGAUAACAUUCAGAUGGAUGCUUACGGAAGAGAUUUCACUGGCUGGACAUCGAUGUUUGACGGAAAGGACAUCGACAAGGCCGAGAUGAAUGAGUGGCUUGAUGAUACAAUAGCUACAAUAGCCACAGUUCUCAACGGCGAGCCUCCAGGUCAUGUGCUUGAAGUCGGUUCUGGAUCUGGCAUGAUUCUUUUCAACAUUCGUGAUGGUCUGCAGAGCUAUGUAGGACUUGAUCCCUCCGAACGAGCCAUCAAUCUCAUUGGAAAGAUAUCAAAAUCAUUUCCCGAGCUAAAUAACAAGGUGACUAUGUACAAGGCCGCUGCUGCAGAUGUUCGCCGAUUGGAUAUGGCUGCUACACCUCCUAACCUGGUUAUUUUGAACUCAGUGGCUCAGCACUUCCCCAGUCAGGAAUAUCUAUACCGAUUUGUCGAGGAUUUGCUUCAAAUCGGUACGGACAUGACCCUUUUCUUUGGCGACAUUCGGUCUUAUGCUCUCCAUAAAGACUUUCUCGCUGCUCGCGUGCUAAGAACGGUUGGAGAAGAAGUCAAGUUGGAUACAAUCCGCCACAUGGUGGCAGAUAUGGAGAAGGCCGAGUUGGAGCUUCUCGUUGACCCAGCUUUUUUCACCGGCCUGGCGCUGCGCCUACCAGAUCGGAUUGGGCAUGUCGAGAUCAUACCAAAGAAGAUGAGCGCCACGAACGAAUUAAGCUGUUACAGGUAUACCGCAGUUGUGCAUGUGAAGGCUGGCAGCCACCAAGCUUCUGCAGCUGCAUACAGGCAACAUGUUCGACAUAUCCCUCAAAGCGACUGGAUAGAUUUCAUGGAACAACGUCUAGAUCGAGAAUCGCUCUUACACUUGCUUCAAGCAUCAUUUGACUCUUCUGCCUCUACCCUAGCCAUUGGCAACAUCCCUCAUACAAAGACCAUACUUGAGAGGCAUAUGGUUGAGUCAAUCAAGACUGAUAAAAGCAAUGAUUUUGACGGGAAUUGGAUCACUUACAUACGGCAAAGAUCCGAGAGCUGCUCUCAUCUUUCAGUCACUGAUCUGCACGCUCUUGCGGAGGAAGUCGGAUAUUCCGUCGAGAUUAGCUGGGCCAGGCAGUACUCCCAACGAGGCGGGCUCGAUGCAGUCUUCUACAAAUAUGCGCCAGAUAAGAGAGGGAAAAGAAUUUUAUUUAACUUUCCUACCGAUCAUCAGAGUCGUCCAUACCAAUCGCUCAGCAGUCACCCUCUGAAACAUCAAAUUCAACGAAAAACACAAGAGCAGCUCUACCAGCUGGUGAAGACACAGCUGCCUCAAUACAUGAUACCUCAGACCAUCACAGUUUUAGAUCAAAUACCCGUCAAUGAAAACGGAAAAGUUGACCGCCGAGCUUUAGUAAACAUUGUUCAGUCUCAGAUAACGGAGCGUGCGUCGAUACAACAACCUACAUCCGAAGUCGGACGACAGAUGCAGGUUAUCUGGGCAAAGGUCCUUCAUAUGGAGCCACAAGCAAUCGGCAUCAAUGACAACUUUUUCAAUCUUGGAGGAAACUCGAUUGCUGCAAUGAAGGUUGCCGCGGCGGCUCGAGAUAUUGGUUGGAAGCUCUCAGUAGCUGAUAUCUUCUACAGCCCAACCCUAUCUGAUUUGUCAAUGACGGCUUCCAAGUCUACCUCAAUCAUGACAAAGAUCCCAGUAACUCCCAAAAUAGGCUCUGUCGCGCAAUCUCAUGCGCAGGAACGCCUUUGGUUUCUGGAGCAGCUCUAUCCUGGCUUGGAAUGGCACUUGAUUCCAUGUGCAGUCCAUUUUAGGGGGCCGCUUCAACUAGAUGCUCUCUCUUCUGCGCUUCUUGCCCUUGAAAAGCGACACGAAACCUUGCGGACAACAUUCGAUACCAUUGAGGGCGAGAAUGUACAGAAAGUACAUCUAUUCCAGCCAAAUAAACUCAGAGUUCAUAAUAUUCAGGCCGAUCGGCCGAACAGCCUCGUAGAAGCGCUGCAUAAAGAGCAAACGACUCCGUUUGAUCUGCGCAAAGAUCCGGGUUGGCGGGUAUCCGUGUUUAAAUUGAGCAACGAACACCAUGUAUUAUCUAUUGUCAUUCACCAUAUUAUAUGUGAUGGGUGGUCUCUUGAUGUUUUACGCAAAGAGUUGGCCACUCUAUAUAAGGCCGCCCUACACGAGAAGGACCCUCUCUCAGCUAUUGAGCCACUAGCCGUGCAAUAUAGCGACUAUGCUCUUUGGCAGAAACAACAAGACCAAAUUGAUGAGCAUAACCGUCAGCUCGAGUAUUGGACAACACAGCUUGAAUCUGGUCGACCCGCAGAACUGCUCUGCGAUAAGGUCAGGCCAGCUACGAUAUCGGGCAGGGCAGACCUCCAAGAAUUCAAGAUUGAAGGAGCAAUCUAUGAGAAUCUCCAGAAAUUCUGCAGAGAUUACCAAGUAACGCCAUUCAUGGUCCUUUUCGCGGUUUUCCGAGCCGCUCAUUACCGGCUCACGGGCGCUGAAGAUGCUACAAUCGGAACGGCCAACGCAGGUCGUGACCAUGGGGAGCUCAAUGCUUUGAUUGGUCUCUUUGUGAACAUGCAAUGCAUAAGGACUAAGGUCGAAAACACCACAACAUUCGAGAAUCUAGUUAGAGAGGUUCAGGCCAUGACUAUUGCGUCCUUUGCUCACCAGGAUGUCCCAUUCGAGAAAAUUGUGUCGGCGUUAAGGAAAGAAAGAGACUUAUCCCGCAGCCCACUCGUUCAGAUUGUGUUUGCAUUACAUUCGCAGCUAAGGCUUGCGGAGUUUGCGUUAGAAGGCGUGGAAGCUGAACCGAUCACACCGCCGAUGACUUCAAGAUUUGAUCUCGAGUUUCACCUCUACCAAGAAAAAGACGCCUUGAAAGGACAAAUAAGAUUUGCAACUGAUCUCUUCAACUUUAAUACAAUUGACAAUCUGAAGUCGAUCUUCCUUCGAAUUCUAGAACAGGGACUCACCAGCCCAAAUGUAUCAAUCGAAUCGCUAUCCUUAAUGACGAAGGAAGAAUACGCGAAGCUCGACUCUAUGAGACUCUUGGAGAUAGAAUCAACCAAUUACCCUCGUAAUUGCAGUCUCGUCGAAGUCUUUCAGCAGCAAGCCGCUGCCAAUCCGGAUGAAGUGGCAGUGAGAGAUGGCCCUAUCAGUCUUACGUAUUCCCAGCUGGAUGAGAAGUCAAAUCACCUGGCCCAAUGGUUGCGCAGGCACUCAUUUGCUCCGGAAACACUUGUUGGUGUUCUUGCUUCUAGAUCUCAUCUCACCAUUAUCACCUACCUGGGUGUACUCAAGGCCUGCUUAGCUUAUCUUCCCCUGGACCCAACAAGCCCUCUCAGUCGAACCAAAGUCAUUCUUUCGUCAGUCAAGGACUGUAGGCUAAUUUUGGUUGGACCUGAUGCUGAGGAUUAUGCGACGCAGCUGGACAAUAUUAAUUCUGAGAGCAUCACAAGCAUCCUCGAGUGUCCCAUCUACGCCAAUGGGGACGUUCAAAAGCCACUCACCAACCUCUUUCCUGCAUCAGAUAAUCUUGCAUAUAUCAUGUUUACCUCAGGUUCAACGGGUCAGCCCAAGGGUGUCAUGAUCCAACAUGGCGGCAUUCUUCGACUAAUCGAAAACAAGAAGAUGGUCCAAGAUCUACCAGAUGCCGUAAACACAGCCCAUAUAGGAAGUGUGACUUUCGAUGCAUCGACGUGGGAGAUUUAUCCCACGCUACUGAACGGUGGUACUCUAAUAUGCUUCAGUUCUAUGGAAUUGCUGGAUUAUAAAACACUACCAAAAGCAUUUGCCGAUGAGAACAUACAGUCGAUGUUCAUUACGCCCGCUCUAUUGAGACAGUAUCUUGUUCACUGCCCCGAUCUGUUUCGUGGAAUACAUACACUUCAUAUUGGCGGAGACCGACUUGACACGCAAGACGCAUUUACUACGAUGAGACUAAUCACUGGCAAAGUCUUCAACUGCUAUGGACCAACUGAAAACACCUGUAUAAGUACAUAUUUCCACAUUUCUAGUCCUACUCCAGAGAAUUGCGUUAAUGGGGUACCUAUUGGCCGUGCAUUCCCGAAUUCUGGAGCUUUUGUAAUGGACUCACACCAGCAACUUGUUCCUCUCGGUGUAGUUGGAGAACUUGUUGUCACUGGCGACGGUCUUGCGAGAGGAUAUAUUAAUCCAAAUCACGAUCUAGACCGUUUCAUCUCAAUCAAAAUUGCGGGAAAAGAGAUGAGAGCUUAUAGGACCGGAGAUUACGUACGAUACCGGCGAGAGGACGCGCAACUGGAGUUCUUGGGCCGAAUGGACAAUCAGAUCAAGAUUCGGGGUCAGCGUCUUGAGCUUGGCGAAAUUGAGCAUGCCAUGCUCAGCUAUAAGGCUGUCAAUGAAGCCGCUGCAGUGAUUCGAAAGGUUCAAGAUGAUGAAGCGAGUCAAGAAGCAACAAUUCAUGGCUUUAUUACUCUUACAGAAGACGAUAGUGCUGCCCAAGACCAGGUUCUUGAAAUGCUUCGUCAACAGUUGCCCUCUUAUAUGGUGCCACGGACAAUCACUAUUCUUGACAAAAUGCCCAUCAAUAGCAGCGGCAAAAUGGAUCGACAAGCGCUUGCUAAGCAACGUGUCGAUGGCAGAUCGAAGAGACCAAUGCAACAGCAGCCAUCAACCGAGGCACAGCGACAACUUCAGUCAAUAUGGGCCAAAGUUCUGGCUAUUGAGCCGUCAACCGUGGGAUUGGAUGACAACUUCUUCCUUUUAGGCGGAAGCUCAAUUGCCGCGAUGAUAGUGGCCGCUGAGAUUCGAAAAGCUGGCUACCAUGUUACCGUCGCUGAUAUUUUCAACCAUCCAGUCCUCCGUGAUCUAUCCAGUCAAGUUCAACCGAUAGCGAGUCGUGUCACGGAAAUAUUUGCACCCUUCUCUCUCUUAGGUAGCGCAUUUAACAAGAUGGAAUUCUUACAAGAGCUUUCGAGUCAAUAUAACAUAGACCCCACGCUUGUUCGCGAUGCAUACCCUUCUACAUAUUUGCAAGAAGGUCUCUUGUCCCUCACCUCCAAGCAAGAUACCGGCUAUGUUAUGCGGGCAGUUUUCAAACUAUCGUCGUCAAUCAAGGUGGAGAAAUUACGAGACGCAUGGCAAACUGUAUUUCAUGCCUUGCCCAUCUUACGCACCAGGCUUAUCCAGCAUAGCACACAUGGUACUGUACAAGUCGUCGUGGAUGAAAAGAUCCAAUGGGCCACCGCAUUUAACCUGGAUAAAUAUCUAGAGGCAGAUGCUAAACAUCAAAUGGGACCUGGAAAGCCGCUUACAAGAUAUGCCGUUGUUCAAGAUACUUCAGGACUGGAUAAGUGGCUUGUCUGGACGGUUCAUCAUGCUCUUUAUGACGGAUGGUCACUGCCACUUAUCCUAGAUUCAGUAAGGAAAGUCUACCAAGGCAGCAAACUGAAUUCAGGACCACAAUACCAGGCAUUCAUUAACUAUAUCACGCAUCAAGACCAUGCUCAGACCACCAGAUACUGGAAGGAGAUGUUGGAUGGCAGUGGAUGCGUCUCCUUCCCCACACUGCCUCCUUUUAUAGACCAACCUGCAGCUGAUAAAUCUGUUGAGUACUCCAUUUUACAACCACGGCAAAGACUCUCUGGUGUAACGACAUCUAAUAUAGUCCGCGCCGCAUGGGCUCUUGUGGUAGGAAGAACAACUGCUGUCGAAGAAGUUGUCUUUGGCGCGACAGUAUCUGGGAGGAAUGCACCAGUGGACGACAUUGGCAUGAUGAUUGCACCAACUUUUGCAACGGUCCCAAUACGGAUCAAGUUGACUCGCGCUCACAGCGUGGGCAAAUACUUGACAAUGGUGCAGGAACAGGCAACAGAGAUGAUUCCGUAUGAGCAGACGGGCUUACAGAGAAUUGCUGCCGUGUCUCCGGAGGCAAAGCAUGCUUGUAGGUUCCAGACGCUCCUCGUCAUUCAGUCACAGCACGCCAGUGAAACAGAUGUGCAAGGCGGAAUUGAGUUGGACAAAGACUACACACAAGGACGGCCAGCCGAUACCUACGGAUUGGUUCUCGAACUAAACAUUAUGGGGGACUCCAUUCAAGUCUCAGCAUCAUUCGAUUCCAGGAUGAUUGAAUCCUGGAUGGUAAAGAGCUUACUGGAACGGCUAGAUAAUGUCAUGAAUCAGCUGGACCAGGCAAGCCCAGAGCAACCAUUAUCUCAAGUUGCAAUGAUAUCAUCUCAAGACAUUAAGCAAAUUUGGGAUUGGAAUCGGGCUGUCCCUUUGGCGAUACACCGAUGCGCACAUGAGCUCAUUGAGGAGCGAUCAAAAGCCUAUCCUGCCUCGACUGCGGUUUGCGCUUGGGACGGAGAACUCACUUAUGGGGAGCUCAUGCGCCUUGCUGAUAGUCUUGCACAGUACUUAACGUCACUGCAGCUAAAUGAUGUAACAAUCAUUCCGAUUUGCUUUGAGAAAUCUCUGUGGACGAUAGUUGCGAUAUUUGGGGUUUUGAAGUCUGGUGCGGGCUUCGUCCUCCUUGACCCAUCGCUCCCGGAACAGCGACGACAAGCAAUCAUUCAACAAGUUGAACCAAAAUUUGUCUUGUGUUCAGCCUCGCAGGAAGCAUCAUGUGUAGGCCUGGCGCCUAAAGUCAUCGCCAUCACUCCACAAUUCUUUGCAAUGCACUCGCAGGUCCAGACGCAGGUCCAUUCGCAACUCCGCCGCUGCAAUCCGACUUCACCGAUGUACAUGGUAUUCACAUCAGGAAGUACUGGAACACCGAAAGGCGUUGUUGUUACCAAUGAAAAUUAUGCAACGGCGCUCGAACAUCAAAAAUUGGACUAUGGGCUCACCAAGGCCUCGAGGUUUUCUAGCAUUGCAUCCUAUAGUUUUGAUGCGUCGAUUGAGGGCAUUUUCCGCCCCUUAUACGUUGGUGGGUGCUCAUGCGUAUUAAGUGAGCAUGACAUUAGAACCAAUCUCGUCCGAAGCAUGAACGUUCUAAAGAUAAAUUCUUUGAUAACGAUACCUUCGGUUCUUCGUUUGCUAUCCCCGGAUCAAGUACCUGGUCUGCGGAUCAUACUGAUAGGAGGAGAAGCUGCCUGUCGCCAGGAUGUCGAAGAAUGGUGGGGCAAGGCAAAGAUUAUCAAUCUAUACGGACCCAGCGAAUGCUCUCCUGUGACUACUAUUAAUAAUUCGGCCACGAGCCCUGAAGCUGUUUGCAGUAUCGGAAGAGGAGUUGGAUUGGUGACCUGGGUCGUGGAUCGAGAUAACCACAACGUUCUAGUGGCUCCUGGGUGUGUAGGCGAGCUUGCUAUCGAAGGCCCUUCAGUUGGCCCGGGAUAUCUCAACGAUCCAGAGAAAACUACGGCAGCAUUCAUCGAAGACCCUCUGUGGCUCUUGAAUGGUGCGCCGGGGCAGGCGGGAAGACAUGGUCGAGUUUACAAGACAGGCGAUUUGGUUCGCUACAACGCGGACGGCAGCCUGAGAUACAUCGGCCGAAAAGACUUUCAGAGAAAGAUCCGUGGCCAGCGUAUAGAGCUUGGUGAAGUGGAGCAUCAGUUGGAAAGUCUAUUGAAUCACCCAGGCCAGAUAAUAGCCGAUAUCAUCGAGCCACAAGGCGACACUUCGAGCUCAAUGCUCGCAGUGUUUGUCCAAAAGACAGAUACUCAGAAUUUGAUUCAGGAGAGCUCCAAGGACGAAGAUGUGUCUGUAUCAGCGAUGCCAUCUCAUGUAACCCGCAGGCUAUCUGAGAGAUUGCCUCAUUACAUGGUGCCCACAAUACUCUUCACUCUGAAUAACAUGCCCAAGAAUGCAUCAGGAAAAACUGAUCGUCAAAAACUACGCCAAAUAGGUGCCUCCUUUACAAACAAACAGCUAGCUGAAAUGCAAACAGCCAGGGGCGAGCCAAAGCAGUCUCCGAGAUCGCAAAAGGAGCGACAGAUUCAAGAAAUCUGGGCAAGGACACUGGGAAUUGAUGCAGAAUCAAUUGGGCUUGAUGACAGUUUCGUUCAUCUAGGAGGCAAUUCCAUCACCGCCAUGAAAGUUUCUGGAGAGGCUCGCAAAUAUGGAAUCGAACUUCGCAUUACCGACAUAUUUGGCCAUCAAACGUUGCGCGGCGUAGCAGAACAGGCUUCUGUAUUAAAAGGCUGCGAGGAUACGAUUCCGCGUUUGCAGCAGUCUGGGCAGGUAGAACAAUCGUUCGCUCAAGAACGCUUAUGGUUCCUGGACCAACUUCACUCCAAUCUGCAGUGGUAUAUGAUGCCGUUGACGUUUCGUUUACGAGGACCACUCCAGUAUAAUGCUUUGGAAGCUGCUCUUCAGGCAAUUGAGCGACGCCAUGACACUCUGCGAACCACGUUCGAGUCAAACGAUGGCAUCAACAUGCAGCAGGUGCACGCUUUCCAGCCCCGUAAGCUGAAAGUGACGGAGAUACCCUCUUCGAAUCAAGAGCAUCUUGACAAGAUGCUGGAGCUGGAACUUACAAGACCAUUCGACCUUGGGAUUGAGCCUGGCUGGAGGGUGACACUUUUCAAGUGCUCAGAUGACGAUCACGUCUUGUCAAUUGUCAUGCACCAUAUAAUAUCUGAUGGCUGGUCAGUUGAUGUUUUACAAAGAGACUUGGCAGUCUUCUAUUCUGCAGCUCUUCGAGAUGACCAAGAUCCGACCUCUUCCGUUGAUCCACUACCCAUUCAAUACACCGACUAUUCAAUUUGGCAGAAGCAACAAGACCAGGCUGAGAGUCAUCAACAUCAAUUAAACUUUUGGGUUGAACACUUACAGUCAAGUAUUCCCGCAGAGCUGCUUUGUGAUAAGCCAAGGCCACAAUCUCCUUCGGGCGCAGCAGAUGUUCACAACAUUAGAAUCGACGGAUCUCUGUAUCGUGAUUUACAGACUUUUUCCAAACUCCAUGGCGUGACUCCGUUUGCCGUAUUGUUGGCGGCAUUCAGGAUUAGCCAGUAUCGCCUAACAGGUGCUACAGAUGCUACUAUUGGGAUUCCCAACGCCAAUCGAAACCGUUGGGAAGUAAAAGAUCUCAUCGGAUUCUUUGUCAAUAUGCAAUGUAUUCGGACUGUUAUAACCGGACAAUCUUUUGAAACGCUUGUUGGCCAAGUCCGCGAUGAGAUGUUGUUAUCUUUUGCGAAUCAAGACGUGCCAUUUGAAAAGGUCGUGGCAAGUCUAGAAAAAGAUAGAGAUUUAUCCCGCCACCCCCUGCUGCAGAUUGUCUUUGCCCUUCAUUCACAGCGAGACCUCGGAAAACUCAAACUUGAAUCUAUCGAUGCAGAGCUUAUUGCUCCUGCAACUACCACUCGAUUCGAUCUCGAGUUCCAUUUCUUUCAGGAAGACGAGGCUUUGCAGGGCCAGGUGAUUUUCUCAACAGAUCUGUACUACAGCGACACAAUUAGCAAUAUGACAGCCAUCUUCCGCACCGUUCUAGAACUUGGUAUUGCUUCUCCUACCAUGGCAGUCGACUCUCUGCCGCUGCUUAGAGACGACGGUUUACUCAAGAUGAGACAAUUAGGAAUAUCUCAUAUCAUACAGACAGACUACCCGCGAGACUCCAGCAUUGUUGAUGUCUUCAGUCAGCAAGUAGUUAAGCAAGCCAACAAAGUGGCAGUAAAAGAUUCGACUAGCCAAUUGUCAUAUAGCGAAUUGGAUGAGAAAUCUACGAUGCUAGCAAGUUGGUUGGCACGUCGAGCGCUGUCUCCAGAGACAUUGGUCGGAGUGCUCGCGAAUCGAUCAUGCCUUACAAUUGUCGCAUUUUUAGGAAUAAUUAAAGCCAACCUCGCCUAUCUGCCUCUGGAUACAAGAACUCCGGCCGGCCGUAUGGAGACAAUCUUGUCCUCUAUACCAGGUCGCAGGCUUGUCUUGCUCGGACCUGGGGUGGAACGCCCAACCUUAUCCCUCCCCAGCACCGAUUUCGAAUUCGCUUCAGUUGAACAAAUUAUAUACGAAAUGACUCAAAAAGCGGUGCAACCCCUCGCAUUAGCAAGGCAACCUUCUGCAACAAGCCUGGCAUAUGUCAUGUUCACUUCUGGAUCAACCGGUCUGCCGAAGGGAGUGAUGAUUGAGCAUCGAAGCAUCCUUCGAACUGCAGAAAUAGUCACUGGAAUGCAACACCUUUUGCCUGAUUUAGUCAUUGCGCACGCUUCAAACAUCGCAUUCGAUGCCUCGACCUGGGAGAUAUAUACUGCUUUGCUAAAUGGCGGGACAGUGAUCUGCCUUAGCCACACGACCUUGUUAGAUUACCGGAUGCUGAGAACAGUCAUUGAAGAGGAACAUAUUCAAGCCUUGUGUAUUACACCUGCUUUACUUAAACAACAUCUUCUUCACCGCCCGCUUCCUAUCAGUGGAGUAGAGGUACUAUAUGUCGUAGGAGAUCGUCUUGAUCCCCGCGAUAUUGCAACUGUGAAGAGCCUUAAACACACGAAAAUUGUAAAUGGCUACGGGCCAACCGAAAACACCACUUUCAGCACGCUAUACGAGAUCACAGAUGAUGAGCUUAUGACCAACGGGGUCCCUAUUGGUCGCCCAUUGAGAAAUUCUGGCGCUUACGUGGUUGAUUCGCAGCUACAACUGGUGCCUCUCGGGGUUAUUGGCGAGCUCUUAGUGACAGGUGAUGGUCUCGCUAGAGGCUAUUUGGAUACACAACAAAAUUCAGGCCGAUUUGUCUCAUUCAAAGUCAAUGGGGAAACAACCAGGGCCUAUCUCACAGGUGACUAUGCGCGAUAUCGCAGUGACGGACAGCUAGAAUAUAUUGGCAGGAAGGAUGGUCAGAUCAAAAUUAGAGGCCAGCGUGUGGAAUUAGGAGAAAUUGAACACGCUAUGAGAAUUCACAGAUCUGUUGACGACGCAGUUGCGGUCUUGACACAACUAGACGGUGGCGAUACAAGUGAACCACAAAUCGCGGGAUAUGUUACCCUCCGCGACGAGGAUGACAGUGGAUCAGUUGAUGAUACGCAGGAACAUGAGCAAGUUAGGGAGUGGGAAGAGCGUUUUGACGUCGAAACGUAUGAACCCCUAACUGAUCUACACCCUGAACAACUCGGAAGAGACUUUGUUGGAUGGACAUCCAUGUACGAUGGCGAGAAUAUUGACAAGACUGAAAUGAAUGAGUGGUUAAAUGACACGAUGGAUGCGAUACUUGGGAGCAAUCCCGCCGAGCAUGUCUUGGAAAUAGGUUCUGGUUCCGGAAUGAUUCUGUUCAAUCUCACAGAAACGUUGAAGUCAUACGUCGGCCUUGAUCCAUCGGAGCGCGCUGUCAACAUGAUAUCCAGCCACCUCAAAAGCUUUCCAGCUCUGAAAGAGAAGACAAAGAUAUACAAGGCAACUGCCGCAGAUUUGAAUCGGCUGGAAGCAUUCGCCACAACAGAAUUCGCCGUCUUCAAUUCCGUUGUGCAGUAUUUCCCUAGCCAGGAUUACUUAUUUAAAGUCAUUCAGAGUCUUGUUAGUCUCGACGGCAUCAAGACAAUCUUCCUCGGCGAUAUCCGCUCUUACGCACUUCACAAAGACUUUUUGGCUUCGAGAGCGUUACACUUGUUAGGUGGUCGUGCGACACCUGCAGAAGUGUCACGAAUUAUUUCCGACAUGGAGCGAGCAGAGUCGGAGCUGCUUGUUGAUCCUUCAUUCUUCACUGCCUUGCCAAGCAGAUUACAGGGCAUAAAACAUGUAGAGAUUUUACCGAAGAGAAUGCAUGCAACUAAUGAACUCAGUUGCUAUCGCUAUGCUGCUAUUCUUCAUCUGACUCUGGAAAGCGAGCGGGAAGUUGUUGAAAUUGAAGGUGACAGAUGGAUAGAUUUCGAAACGCAGGGCUUGAACGCUGAGGCAUUGAAGAAACUGCUACAGAGCCCUUCGUCUCCAUCCAUUCUACCAGUAGCCAAUAUUCCCAACGGAAAGACAAUUCUUGAGCGGCAUAUCGUCGCAUCAAUAUCCGAUCAGACCCGGAAUGAGACAAGCUCGUGGCUCCCUUCAGUUUAUAAAAUGGCCGCAGCCCAUUCCUCACUAUCUGCGAUCGAGUUGGCCUCCAUUGCUCAAGACUCGGGAUAUCAAGUCGAACUCAGCUGGGCUCGUCAACAUUCUCAACGCGGCGGACUCGAUGCUGUGUUCUACCGUGAUGAAUCCAGAGAAAGCAAAACCAAAAGCCAAACGCGAAGACUCUUCCAAUUCCCAACUGAUCAUCUUGACCGACCCUACCAUUCCUUUACCAGCCGUCCCUUAAAACAUUACCUUCGGCAAAAGAUCCAAGACGAAAUCAAAGACCUCGUACAGUCACAAUUGCCACAUUAUAUGGUACCUCACGUCAUAACGGUGAUAGACCAAAUGCCCAUAAAUGAGAAUGGCAAAGUAGACCGUCGAUCCCUUGUCAAGAGCAUGUCAACGCAAAGGGCACGAGCGAUAGCACAGCCGACUUCAGACAACGAAAGGGAAAUGCAACGAAUAUGGGCUGAAGUUUUAAAUAUAGCCCCCGAGAGCAUUGGAACUAAUGACAGCUUCUUCUUCCUUGGAGGAAGCUCAAUAGCCGCCAUGAAAGUCGUCGCCGCGGCCGGCAAAGCUGGAUAUGAGCUCUCCGUUGCAGACAUCUUCCGUACCCCGAAGCUAGGAGAACUCGUCUCCUGCAGCUUUCAGCGAAUCACAAAGGCCACUAAACUAGUCAAACCGUUUGAGUUGUUCAAGGAUCUUGAUAUAAUUUCCUUUAAAAGAGACGUAUCUAAACAAUAUCAGCUACAGCCUGCCAAGAUCGUUGAUGCAUACCCCUGCACCCCCUUACAGGAGGGUCUAUUAGCCCUGACCUCAAAGAGACAAGGCGACUACGUGAUGCAAGCAGUCUUUAGCAUCCAGCCGGGGGUAGUAGUUGGGAAACUGCGUCAGGCAUGGGAAACCGUCUACAAAGCGUUACCACUUUUGCGCACUCGAAUUGUUGAGCACGUUGAUCUCGGCAUCGUACAGGUAGUAAUCGAUGAGUCGCUUCCCUGGGUUGAGGCAACAUCCCUAGAGGAUUAUCUCGAGACUCUACGGGAGCUACCAAUGGGCGUCGGCCAGCCACUAUCCGCCUUUGCCGUGGUCAGUGAUACUACAGGGACACCUAAAUGGCUAGUAUGCACUAUGCACCACGCUUUAUAUGAUGGGUGGUCUCUCUCUCUCAUCAUGGAUGCUGUGGGCAAAGCUUACCGAGACAAGCAAAUAGAACUAGGAAGCCAAUUCCAAGCUUUCAUAAAGUUCAUCAAGGAGCAAGACGAGACCCAGACGAUAAAUUACUGGGAGACGUCUCUGAAAGGCUACGAUACUCUACCAUUUCCAGCUCUGCCAUCAUCGGUUACAGAGGCCAGGACGGACACAUUCGUAGAACACACCAUCCCUCUUCCGCAAACCCGAUCAGACAUCACCACGUCGAAUCUGAUCCGUGCCGCAUGGGCUUUAGUGAUUAGUCGGAUGACCAACACAAAGGAUGUGGUUUUCGGAGCCAUUGUGUCUGGCAGAAAUGCGCCUGUAUCUGGCAUAGACACACUGGCUGCUCCAACAUUUGCAGCCGUGCCUGUCCGUAUCAAGUUGUCCACAACUCAACAUGUUUCGGCAUAUUUAAAGACUGUGCAGCAGCAAGCUACGGACAUGAUUCCAUUUGAACAGUUUGGAUUGUCUCGCAUCUCUCAUACAUCUCUAGGUGCCAAUGCAGCAUGCAAGUUCCAAACGAUACUCGUAAUUCAACCCGAGGAAAUGAGUGAAAUCCCGGACAUUUUAGGAAAGCUUCAGGACGAUGAUCACGAUGCGCAGCGGCCAGACCACUACGGCAUCUCACUUCAAGUGCAGCUUGGCCAGGAAAGAAUCCCAGUUUCAGUAGGAUACGAUUCUCGAGUCGUUGAACCGUGGAUGAUUGACAGGCUGCUUGUUCAGCUUCAAAGUGCUAUGCAUCAAUUAGACUGCGCGAGGCCCUCCCAGACACUAUCAGAAGUUGAUCUGGCCACACCUGAAGACCUUGAGCAGAUCUGGAAAUGGAAUGCAACAGUUCCAUCACCAGUAGAGCGAUGUAUUCAUGAUAUUAUCGAGGACAGGGCCAUCCAAUCGCCAACUGCAGAAGCCAUUUGUGCCUGGGAUGGCACCUUGACUUACGAAGAGCUAUCCUGUCUCUCUACAAAAUUAGCAGUACAUCUAUUAAGCCUCGACGUCGGGCCGAACAUGACGAUACCGCUCUUCUUUGAGAAAUCCAUGUGGACUACUGUCGCAAUGCUCGGCGUGUUAAAGACUGGUGCAGCAUUUGCUCUUUUUGAUCAUUCCAUCCCAGAUGGACGCCUUCGAGCAAUGCUCAGUAAAAUCACCACAAAGUUGAUGCUGUCAUCGAAAGCAUUGGAGGGCUUAGGAUCCAAAUUAUCCAGCAGAGUACUGGCAAUUGACUCAGCGUUCAUCGCCAACCUCCCCAAACGAUCCCAAAAUUUGCCAUCCUGCCCACCCCUUUCAUCUCCCAUGUAUACGGCUUUCACCUCGGGCAGCACCGGAACUCCAAAGGGCGUGGUAAUAUCCCACGGAGCAUUUUCAUCGGCUGUUCACUACCAGUCUGGUGCCACGGGCUAUGACUCUUCUGUCAGAGCUUACGAUUUUACCGGCUAUUCGUUUGACGUCACAAUUGGGACGGCAUUCAUGACUCUCGCAUCUGGAGGGUGUUUGUGCGUGCCAUCAGAUGCAGACCGAAAGAAUAAUCUCACAUCAUCUGUGGUGGCGACCAAGGCCAACCACCUUAGUCUGACGCCCUCUGUGGCUCGCACGCUUCAGCGAGAGCGUCUCGUCGAUCUCAAAGUCUUGGUUCUCGGCGGCGAGGUUGCCAGUCAUGGUGAUUUUCAAGGCUGGCCCAAAGGGGUCUCUAUAUUGAACCUAUACGGCCCAUGUGAAUGCACACCCACGAGCACUAUUCGGCGUUACCCCCAGGAUAACACUAGCCCUUCAAACAUUGGCUUCGGUAUGGGAACAGUCACAUGGAUAACAGACCCGGAUAAUUCACAAAGACUGUCACCCAUUGGGGCCAUCGGUGAGCUUGUUCUCGAGGGCCCUCUGGUCGGCCUCGGUUAUCUUGGAGAGCCGGAAAAGACUGAGUCGGUCUUCGUCAACGAUCCUGCCUGGUUGCUCCAUGGUACAUCCGGAAAUCUUGGACGGGAAGGUCGGCUGUAUAAGACAGGUGACUUGGUUCGAUAUAGCUCGAACGGCAGCCUCGUAUUCGUGGGGCGCAAAGAUACACAAGUCAAGAUUCGUGGUCAACGAGUUGAACUCGGCGAGAUUGAAGAGCGUUUGAGGGACUCCGUUCCAAAUCUGAAAGACGUCGCUGUCGAAGCAAUUACGCGACAUGAUGGGGCUCCGAGUGAUCGAUUGGUAGCAUUUAUAUCCUUCGAUGAGCGAUGUGAAGCAAGAGAAGAUGGAUAUGGCAAAGGGGUCACAGAAAACUUCAAGACACCGCUCAAUGCCCGUUUAAUAGAUUUGCCUCAGCAGGUGGAGGAUUUGCUAUCUGCGAGCCUACCUGGGUACAUGAUUCCAACGGCUUACUUUGCACUUGAUCACAUCCCAACCACGCAUUCAGGCAAGACGGAUCGUCGUCUCCUGCGCAAGAUUGGAUCUACCCUCACAGCAACGCCGACUGCCGAGUCAUGCAGUGUCCCUUCAGAUCUUAAGCGUGCUCCAUCUACAAAGAUGGAACGACUGUUACAUACGACUUGGGCACAGUUUCUAGGCAUUGAAUCCCACACCAUAGGAGUCGACGAUAGCUUCUUUCGCCUUGGAGGAGACUCCAUUUUGGCAAUGAGAAUUUCAGCAAUAGCUCGCACUGAAGGAAUUGACAUCUCAGCCAGCGACAUCUUUCAGGAAAAAACGAUUGCGAAAAUUGCAGCAGCCGCCCGUGUGCAAGAACUCAAACAAGGAUCGUCAUCAUCAUCACCGUUUUCGUCUCCGGAGGCCAUUCUAAGCGUGUACAAACAACUUCCACCGCACAUAGAGGUUCCCAGUGUCAAUUCUAUUGAAGAUGUAUUGCCAUGUAUCGCAAUACAAGAGCGCAUGCUUGAGGCGCGGGCAAGGAAUCCACAAAUCUAUGUAACCGAACUUGGGUUGGAGAUCAGCUCGCGAGACAACGACUCGGUCGAAUUCCAACGGAUUCAGCAAGCAUGGCAAACUGUUGUACGACACCAUAGUUUACUACGUGCCGUGUUUGUACGCAGAUCUCCAGAGGAAGGUGGAUCAUACCAGAUCGUUCUCAAGGAUCCGAUUCCAAGUAUUUCCCUCUUGCGGCAAGAAUUUAAACGCUCGGCACGAAACAAACAAUUUACGGGGGCCUUGUUCUCUGAUUCUAGUCUACAGCACCAUUUAUCUGUCUAUCAGACGGAUGAGACGCGCGCCUAUCUCCAUUUUAAGUUCAACCAUGCCCUUGCAGAUGGCCAAUCUUUCGACAUCCUUGUCCGAGAUUUCCAGCUUGCAUACGACAAUCGUCUUGAAUCUCAUUGUCCACCAUAUUCGAGAUUUCUCCAGUAUGUUAUGACACAGCCUCACGAACAUGAACAGAGUCGUCACCACUGGGCGAAUUAUAUGGAUGGCAUUGAGCCUUGCUUGCUGCCUGCCUCAACACAGCCUGCCAUCGACGCGCGGGGCACCUUCAGUAUUGAUGUUACUGACCUAGACGCGAGGAAAAUCACAAAAUUCUGUGCAGAGCGAGAGGUCUCCCUAGCAAACAUUCUGCAAGUUGCAUGGGCCCUCGUACUAAAGCGCUGGACAGGAUCGCGAGCUCCCUGCUUCGGUAACAUUGUCUCGGCGCGAGAUGUCCCAGUUGAUGGAGUCGACGAGAUGAUGGGUCCUCUAUUCUAUCUAAUGCCGAGCCACGUUCAGCUAAAUGAUGAUUGCGCUGUUUUGGAUAUUUUGAGGAACACCCGUGAAGAGUUCGUGCAGAACGCGAAGCAUCAAGCUUACUCUGUGGCCCAACUUUGGCGGGAUCUGGGAGCCCGUGGCUCUGACAAGAUGUUCAACACAGCCUUGUCUAUUGCUAGACAUACAAACGUGGCCCAAGAGACAUGCGACGGACAUACAUUCGACGUUCGAGAUGCUUUUGACCCAGUAGAGUACGCCGUCUACAUUAGAGGCGCACUCGGCGAUGAGUGUGUGUACCUCUCAUUGGAGUUCUGGGAAGAGCACACGUCCAGAGCAGAUGGUAGAAAGAUGGCAGCUGAAUUGGGCAAGGCAACAUCACUCAUUGUAUCGCACCCCCAGCGUGACAUACUGAGUCUUGUUAACGAUAUUCAGUAAGAGCAUGGAAUUCACAGGCAGAUACUUAUAUAGCAUAAGAUUAGAUAGUGGCAAGUUAGUAAUAUGAAUUAAAAAAUCGCUCAUGGCAUCUAAUUGACACAAAAUGC
Molecule: messenger RNA, 19778 nt
Organism: Trichoderma harzianum CBS 226.95
Lineage: Eukaryota; Fungi; Ascomycota; Sordariomycetes; Hypocreales; Hypocreaceae
Exons: 2
Coding region: 70-19671 (6533 amino acids)
Biological process (GO): amino acid activation for nonribosomal peptide biosynthetic process; secondary metabolite biosynthetic process
Cellular component (GO): cytoplasm
Molecular function (GO): phosphopantetheine binding; catalytic activity
Source: RefSeq, a predicted model, not a curated record